Molecule: messenger RNA, 5655 nt
Organism: Cynoglossus semilaevis (tongue sole)
Lineage: Eukaryota; Metazoa; Chordata; Actinopteri; Pleuronectiformes; Cynoglossidae
Product: kinesin-like protein KIFC3
Exons: 20
Coding region: 1369-4134 (921 amino acids)
Biological process (GO): microtubule-based movement
Cellular component (GO): microtubule cytoskeleton
Molecular function (GO): ATP binding; microtubule motor activity; microtubule binding
Source: RefSeq, a predicted model, not a curated record
ACAGAAAUAAAUAAAGAGAUGUUUGCGUUGGAAAUGUGAUCAGGAAAUGAAACUGUGUUCAGUUUAUGACUGGGAAAAAAACAGAAAUUAUUCAACCAAAAUCUAAAAAAGAAAUUGACUAUUUUCUUAGUCAGACAGACCACACAUUUUUGCUCAAUAACAAAGAACAUUGCAGGGACCAAAACCCACAUGUUUUUUUCAUUAUCAAAUUUAGCCCUAUUUAAUGAGGGUUUAUACAAUUCUACACAAAUUCAAAACAAUUGUUUUUAAAGCAUGAAUCGCAACUGAUUCUCAAGAUGGACUUUUGAUACGUUUUCUGCCAUUUGUAUUAAUUAUGUGUUGCUAUAGCACUGCACACUUGAACAGACCAUGAGUGUUUUGCUAACACUUCACCAUGACCUCUGACCCCAGAGCAUACUCUUCAGGAUGAACUCACUCUCAGGCUGCUGCACUGAUCUCUGUUCUUAUAUGUACGUUCUGCAGCUUCAGCAGGUGCAGGCGUCCUUGUUCUCUCCCCUCGUUUUACUUCAUUGCUGAGUUUUGGCACAUUGUUAUCCUUUCAUGGUAUUGACCAUCUUCCCAGAGGUUUGCAGUGGACACUGCAGACUCUCCAUCAUGACCUCAGUUGUGAACCGCUGCCUCUGCAGUUUCACUGCAUCAGUUUGUACUGUGUGUUUAAGCCUCGGUGGCUCUGUGCCCAUGUGUGUGUGUGUGUGUGUGUGAGACACUGGCUUUGUCUGUUGUCAUGGAACAGUACACUGAAGAUAUUGUCUGUGGGAUCAAAAGCAUAGUGCAAAUAUACUCUAUAUAUUGUGCUAAUUUAAUCAGCAAUUGCUGUUGAAUGAUGUAUUUCUCAGUUGAGAUUAUUUUGGGAUUUAUUUUUAAAUGCUACAUUAAUAAAAUGUGUUGUUUACACAAAUAAACUGUCAUUUUUACACAUUUUUCAGACACUUUAGAACAUUAUAUCUAUAAGAACCUUAGACACUUCGUCCAUCUUGUUCUUCACUCAGCAUUACUUCCCACAAUUCAGUAUGCCUCACACAGCUUCAUAUUCUUAACCAUCAUUUUACUGCUGCAGCGAAUAGGAAAACUGCAGAGAGCAUGCUCACUGCAGAUGCAGCCUGUGGAUUUGGCAAAUAUGGAGGAGAGGGAGGAGGAGGAAGAGGUGAAAGGGGAGGAGGGAGAACAGCUGAGAAGGAGCUGCACGGGGGAUGCUGUUGCAGCUCUUUGGAAUCAGGACUGCAUGGAAGCAUUUGUCAUUGAGGACGUAGAUGGAGCGGCAAAGGGGAAUACAAAUGAUGGGGGAGUCAGAGUGUGAUCUUACGAUAACAGCAGCUCUGUGAGAAGGGACUCCUCGGCGACACAGAGAUGUAUGCAUUCUACUCCCUUUUAGUCUACAUCUUCUACACUGUCUUUAAGAAGGAGGAGGACGAUGCACUGGAAGGGCCGUGUGCAGCCUCCUCAGACGAGCGAGGACAUGUUUCCAUGGAAACAAGGAGCAGGAAGAGAGAUGGCCACACCCCUAAAAUGGACAGAAAGGCUUGUUUUCACCUCAGUGAAUCAAGCAGCAGCAGUGACAGUGAUGAAAUAUCCCUGAGUGAUGAGGAUGAUGAAAAUGGCCUCCCAGCAUGCACUCCUCUGGCUGCAUUUCUGACCUUUAAACAGGAGACUGAGAAGAGAAGAGCCUCACAGGUUCAGCUGGAAACAGCAGGAAAGCUGCCAGACUCUCCCCUGGUGGCAGUCAUGUCCCACUUGCUGAGCUUUCUGGAGCAGUACUCCUACUUCCAGCAGCUGCAGCAACAGGCCAACCAGUACAGGGUCCAGCUGAAGAGACACCGCGUCCAGCACCGCCGGCAGAUGAAGGCGCUGCGGGCCUCCUACCGUCAGCGACUUAGGGACAAGAACAGCAUCAUCAGCAGCCUGGAGGACGCCAUCAGUCAGCAGCAGAGUCCCAGCCCACAGAGCGAGGGUGAGUCCAGCAGCGAUGCAGGGACACAGGCCGGGGUCCACAAACUGGUGGAGUCUCUUUAUGGCCUGCAGGGUGAGAGGAGUAAGCUGAGAGGAGAACUGCGUCUGCUGCACUCACAGCUGGAGCAGAAGGAGAAAGACAGACACUCUCGCAUUCAGGCGUUUCAGCAGCAGAUUGAUGAGCUCAAGAGUUGUAUAGAGGAGCGAGAAGAGGAACUGUCAAGACUGAGAAAUGCCACAGGAGCCACAGACUCAGAGAAGCGCGCGCUGUGUCUGUCAGCAGAGAACGAGACUCUGAAACAAAGUCUAAGUGUCACUCAGGGCCUCCUGCAGCAGCUGUCGUCCAUCCCAUCUCAGUCUAGCACCAUGCUCAUCAAGGAAAACGAGAACCUCCGCAGCAGAAUCCAGCAACUGGAGAUCUCUCUCCAACAGCGUGCAGAGCAGCUGUCACAUCUGGAGCGUCAGAACGAACAGUGCGAGUGGAGGAGAGCGGAGGAGCUGAGGAAGCGGGAGGACAGGGUGAGGGAGUUGCAGCUGGAGUUGGACAGAGAGAGGGUGAAGGAGCCGGUGGUGAAGUAUGUCACUCAGACGGUGGAGGUGGAGUCGCCUGCUACGCUGAAGCAGCUGAGUAAAGCCAAACAGAGGAACCAGCUCCUGUCUGAGAAGCUGUGCAGCCAGAAUGAACGCUGCAAACAGCUGGAGCAACAAAUCAGGAAAUCAGACGAAUACAGCUGCAACCUCCAGCACAAGAUCGCAGCAUACGAGCGAGAAAUCAGUAACCUCAGAGAGGAACUGCUGAAAGAGAUUGGCCACUUGGAGGAGAAGAAGGAGGAAGCUGUGAAGGCUGCUGCCAGCUGCUCAGCAGAGCACUUUCAGAACCUGCAAGAACAGUUCUUCACCUUGCAGACACGUCUGACUGCACUACCGCCGACUUUACGCUCCAUGAAAACAGACUACGCCAGUCUGAGGAGCCAAGUUCGCAACUUCUCAGACUUUUAUGGAGCAGCUAUUAAUGACGCAAAAAAACAGAUUACUGCUGCCAUCAAUGAGAUGUCUGAAGCCAAUCAGGAUCUUCUGGAGAAGUAUAGGAAGGAAGUCGCUUUACGCAGGAAGUAUCAUGAACAGCUGGUGGAGCUCAAAGGCAACAUUCGGGUCCUGUGUCGAGUGAAGCCUGUGCUCAAAGAGGACCAGCAUGAGGAGGGUCAGUCUGUGGUGGUAACAACUGACCCCAACAAUGAGUCCUCCCUCAACGUGCUGAACAAAGGGAAGGGUCGCAUCUUUGAACUGGACAAAGUCUUCCAUCCUCAGGCUACGCAGGAAGAGGUUUUUCAGGAGAUUGAACCUCUGGUGACGUCCUGCAUUGAUGGUUACCAUGUCUGCAUAUUUGCAUAUGGACAGACAGGCUCCGGGAAAACCUACACCAUGGAGGGGAGUGUGGAGAAUCCAGGCAUAAACCAACGAGCCCUGAAACACCUCUUUGGUGAAAUCGAGGAGAGGAAGGACAUGUGGUCUUACACUGUCACUGUCAGCUCUGUGGAGAUCUACAAUGAAGUACUGAGAGACCUGCUGAGUAAAGAUGGAGAAAAACUCGACAUCAAAAUCAACCCAGAUGGAACAGGACACCUGCACGUUCCAGGACUCAGGUUGAUUGAAGUUAGAAGCUUUCAGCACAUUAAGAAGAUUUUAGCUACAGCCCGUAGAAACAGAAUCACCUUUGGGACUCAGAUGAAUCAGCACAGCUCUCGCUCCCAUGCGUUGCUGUGUAUCACUGUUGAAGGCACAGACCUGGCAACAGGCUCCAAAACCACUGGUAAGCUAAACCUGGUGGACCUGGCCGGAUCAGAGAGAGUAUGGAAAUCCGGUGCAGAAGGUGAGAGGCUGAAGGAGGCCCAGAACAUCAACCGCUCUCUGCUGGCUCUGGGAGAUGUGAUUCAGGCUCUGAGGGCGCGACAGACUCACAUCCCUUUCAGAAAUUCUCGCCUUACAUAUCUACUACAGGACUCUCUAGGAAAAGGCAGCAAGACCGCCAUGGUGGUGCAGGUCUCCGCUCUGGAGAGCAACGUUGGAGAGACUUUAUGCUCACUCAAGUUUGCUCAGAGGGUGUGCAAAGUGGAACUGGGCCCUGCGGCUAGGAAGAUCGAAGCCGGAGGAGGCCCAUGCGAAUGAUGGUCAGACAAUCACCAGGGAGUGUGCAUUAAUCAGAUCAUCAUCCAUCCUACUCAUGAUUCAUAAGGCUAUGGUUUCAACAUCCUCACUGCUGCUCAAGGGGUACAUCUGUGAGAAGUCUACGGGCUGCUUUAAAUGCCCCGCUCGAAUGUUGGGUAUUGAAUCUGUAGUCAGCUUGAAUCCUUAAAGAAUCUGCACGUAAUGCCAGAACCAUCUCUGACUGCCUCAGUGUUCAAUAUGAUGCUUCCUUGAACCGGAGUCUCUCAGUUUUUUGUUUUCAUUUCCAAAAGCCAGGAUCUACUGUAUCAUCCAAAGGUGAAGUAUCGACGCAUAACAUCACAGCUAGAAAUGUCUGUUAUUUGUGAACUUAUCGCCAACAUUGUAUACUCUUUAAGGCUUCAGUGCAUAGACAUUUUUUUGUAGGAAAUGUACAGGCUGUUAUGAUUUAGUCACACAUGUAAUAGUUUAAAAAAACGUUUUGUGCAACGUAGAAAAUGCUGUUGUUUCAUCGAAAGCCUAGUUAUGUUCAACGCUAAGUACGCAAAUUGAUCCUUUUGUCCAUCCCCUGCGUUCGCAAUGUGUGAAUAGGGUGAACGUACCCACAUGCAGCAGUACCACUCGUCGACGUGGGGGCGGUGUUGCGUAGAAUAGCUUAAAUGUGCCCACAAGAACAAAACAACCGAAACGCGACGGGAAUGUUGUAACCGGGGCUGUUCUCCGUCCAACGUCCGGCUGUAUUUAUUUUUGACAGGCCGUCGCUGUCUUCUACACUACCUCUGUUUGGACCUCUUUCUGAGCAGGAACAGUCGUCGACACGGCCCCUAGUGGAUGAACUGCUUAACAACCAUGCCAAAUGCAAGGCAUGCGGGAGUGUGACGUUAGAAAUCAAUAUUAAACCUAUUUACAUAUGUAAAUUCACAUAUAUUCAGCAAAUAUUUAGCUUUUACCCUUUAUUUGUCUUUUAUGAAGAUACGAAGCUUGCCUUCUUCAAGAGCGGGAAAACAAUGAAAUGUGCAAUAUGGCCUUCACUUAGGAGACAGUUUAGGCCUAAGAAGACAAGAAGAUGCACUUUAUGGUUAAAGGUGUUUUUAAGGCUCUUUUUGGUGCUUGCAGUAGAUUGUCACUAGUGUAUGUCAUACCAGGAAAUAUGUUUAAUCACCCACUGGAUCAGAACUCCAUGGGAUUCAAAUGUAGCAAAACAUGUAACAUAGAAGUAAUGUCAGCAUUACAAAGUACAUUUCAGGUAGUUUUCUGAAUAAACAAUGUGCUUAAAACGUGUCUGUUUAUCUAAUGCUCAGUGACUGUUGUUUUUGUUUUGUUUUUUUUUAAGUAUAUUGUUGCAGUCUUUAUCAACACAUAUUACAAGAAAUACAAUACACAAGUAUGGAUUUGUCUUGGGCAAGAAAUAUUCGCUUCAUAAACGUAUCUGUAUUUCCUUACUGUACUUAUCCACCCCCUUGUGGAGAAGUGAGUUACUGAUGAAAAUACCAGGACAAAACAAACAUUGAUUAGACUAUAUAU